Messenger RNA from Amoebophrya sp. A25, 818 nucleotides. The record is from the annotation of a GenBank genome assembly. Lineage: Eukaryota; Dinophyceae; Syndiniales; Amoebophryaceae.
AGAAAUCGUGAUCUGCUUCGAUAUACCUUAACAACACACUCAUUCAUCUACUAUUUGAUUCAUUCUUCAUUCCUAGACUUAUCUUGUCUGGUUCUAUGAGACACUUCUCUCAGUCUUCACUCAUAUUGAUUCUAAGCGUAUUGGCAUUCCAAGCGUAAAGGCAAUGGUAGACGUAGUCACAUUAUGUAGUUAUAACUUAUACAAGUUCCCCUUGCAUGUAAAACAUUCACAUUCAUCAAUUAUCUAGUACUAAUAAAUAUCCUCACAUCAUCAACAAUACCAAAUAAUACAUCACACACAAGAAGCACACAAUGAUGGUACUUAUCCUGCAAAGUAGUGCGAAAAUACUAGCCGUUCGCAAGCGCUGAUUUGACAUCGAUGAUUAGAGAUUGAUGCAAUUAGGGCCGCUUUUUUACUAGAUCGAUACUCUACUUGUGUGUACAUGAUGAUGACGCACUAGUAAAAGCUUCUACUUCUGGCGUGCUUGUUCUUCCAAGAAUUAAUAGCUGGGCUCUUCGAUAGAUAAAGGUCCGUUCGAUUGUUCGCCUGAAAACUCGUAGUACAUGUCUGAAUUCAUUAUGAAGUAGACCACUGCUACUAAGUGGACAAAACAACUACAUAAUCUUCAUACAGGGACAGGACCACGACACCUCUUCAUUUGUAUAGGAAAGGACCGCGCAUUUAGAACAUACGCAUGCUGCUCUUUGAAAAGUAUAUUAGACUGGUUUUACUUCGUAUAAUCUAGGGAUACGAUUGCGAAUAAAACAAAAAGACCGAGGACAACAUGACACAUUAUUAUUACCUACGAGGAGAAAGAC